AUGCCCUCUCCGCCGUUUGAUAUUGUGCUUAGCCCUCCGCCUCUAGACGGCCAGAGUCUCAACAUCCUGGAGAAUCUCCAGCAGCAGCAGCAGCAGCAGCAACAACUGCACCUGCAACAACAACUGCAGAACCUGCUGCAACAGCAGCAACCUCCGUACCACCAACAGAGACAGCAAAGUGUUGGAUACAAUCUUCAACAUGAAUUUGAAACGUUGAAUCACGACUUGGACCUCGAUUUGACCAACAACAUCUCCAACCCUAGACCGGAGCUACUGAAUAUGCGCUCUUCUCAGUACAGCUCGUUUGUGACCCCUGCGACAAGCUCGUUACUUAGAGACACUACCUUGUCUCCAUCGCCCUCCGCAGCUUCGUCGAACGCAGGCUUGGCCUCGUUGUUGAACAGUUCUGCCAGUGCCAACUUUUUACCACCCUUGGCUUCAAUCCCAAACCGUCCCCAAAGUGUCCAAGACUUUUCAUUCCUGUCAUACAACCAUACCUCGCAGCCCCAACCUCAACAUUUGCAUCUGUCCGGUCAACAGCAGGCUCAAAGUCAUCCACUGGGCCAAUCUUCGCAACUCCUGCUGAAUCUCUAUCAACCAACCUCCCUGCAGUUUUAUCUGGAUUUACUUACCUUCGGCCAUUGGAUUGAAAAUCUUUCCCUGUCGGAUACAAACACAAUGAUGGACCAUUUAAUCAACACACUCCCGCUUGACGUCUUGUCGUUGUUCAAGACUAAGCUUGAAGCUCACUUGAACCCUUACGCUGGUUUGCUGUAUGAUUUGGAUAGAAUCUCCUUGGAUGACCAGAAUAACCAACAUCAACAUUCUCACCUCCAGCAACAACAGCAGCAGCACAAUUUAGUUGGAGGAGCUCGUGGUAUCCCGCAAUAUAGUACCCUCCAGCAACCUAAGCCUAAACCUAACUAUAGAGUAUUUGAUAAGUCAAGACCAAAGUCUGCUGACCCUCACACCAGGAACUUUCUUGACAGAGCAAGAUCCCCAAAUGCUCAUUUGUAUGAAAAAACCAACUUCUUGCAACUAGCAGCUGGCUCUAACCAAGUACCACCCCAAUCCAACUCAAGCAAUGGACAAGGAAGUAACAAUAUUGCUAAUGGCGGUGGUAAUGUCUCCCAAUCCCUAACGUCAAACAACCAUGGAAAUUCACAGGAUGAUCUCUCAGGACAAGCUGCAUUAAAACUUGGUGCUUUGGCUACUAUUAACCUGAGAGUUGCAUUAGAUUCUAAUAGAAAGAAUUUCAGAAACUACGAGCUGCAAAUUGGUAGGUAUGUAAAUUCUUCCAGUGUGCCAGUUCCUCCACAAGGAGGUUCACAAGGUCCAAGAUCUAACCAUCAACAAUUCCAGAACCAAAUUCCAAAUCAAAAUCAGAAUCAAAUUCAAAACCAAACCCAAACCCAAACCCAAAUUCAGGGCCAAAACCAACGUCAAUCUUACCCUGGUAGAUCCUCCACUCCGACUUCAACAUUGGAUAUGUCGUCGCCUUUGACCCCCACGGCUUCCGCUUCUUCAGCUAACGCCUCCUCUUCAUCAAUGCCUGCGGAUAUUGCCAAUCUUGAGUUGUUGAACAAUAUUCCUACAUGGUUAAAGCUCUUGAGACUCCACAAGUACACCGACUGCUUGAAGGACAUCCCAUGGCAAGAGUUGAUCGAGUUAAGUGACCACGAUUUGGAAGAAAAGGGAGUGAAAGCCUUAGGUGCUAGACGCAAGUUAUUAAAGGCUUUUGAUGCUGUUAAACAGACCAUGGGUUAG
Messenger RNA from Dujonia railenensis, 1767 nucleotides. The record is from the annotation of a GenBank genome assembly. Lineage: Eukaryota; Fungi; Ascomycota; Pichiomycetes; Serinales; Debaryomycetaceae.